CGUCAAUUCAAGGAUCUCACUCGGUUAAUCUCUUUGGUGAUUGUAGAAGACAUCCCAUGGAAGGCCAUGGCUGAUUAUCUGAUAAUCCUUAAGGGCUAUCGCUUAACAAUACUUGUUUUACCAUAGUAUGUGUCUUGUUGCGCAGCAUGUUUAACUGUGGGGUAGCUUUCUGAAGGGAACCAUGUGCGCGGAGGUGUUCAACGGAAAAAAGAGAGACGACAUACGCCACUUUCUACUGUAUUAGAAGUAGUGGAUGUGAACUACGAGGACGACGGGACCAUGUCGAUAAUGUACAGCACCGGUGGUAAACGGUAUUAUUCCGCAAGAGGUCCUCGGCCGAGCUCAGUUACUGCAUAACAUCCCACGCGCUGAAGGAGCAUAGGGAUCAUAUCAUCGAGCAACUGCAAAUAUCUCUCAACAGAAUGAAGCUUGGGUUAACCAACCCUAUGUUACAACACUGUUUCAUUCCAGCACAUGUCGCGGUUGUUCCCCAUGAAAUAAACAAUACAUCGGGGGACAAUAUCUACCCGCGGGGAUGCUACCGAAUCAAGGUUCGCAUGAUUCCUUCCUGCUUCGAGACCGGCCACGGGUCAAAGAUAGCAACAAGUUACCUGCUCUGCGGAAACGAUAAAAAUGAAUGGCAUCUUUUCUACGAGCAUGGUCCCGAUAAUUUCUCUGCCCAGCAUCCCGAGGAGUCGAUGAGAGCCAUUCCGCCUUCAAUGCGUCUCCCAUCUCGUCCGUCAACUGGUCCAACGCGUCCAUAUAUUCCGCAACAUCGAACAUUCUGCGACAUACUAUAUGGAAGUAGAUGGAACGUGGUACAAGGUGGAGUGGAGCACAUAGAGAGCGACUUAACGACGACGAAAGUUUCGCCCGAAGACAUCCCCGGCAGUUUGCGAACUGCGAACGUUAUCGAUAGUUAGCGUGAAUGAUACUGCAUCUUAAUGAGCGUUUGAUAAGGUGCUGCGAGGUAAUGGAGAGUAGGGAGGUCGGGAUUAAGGACAUCUGACCAAAUGGCUCAAUCACAAAUCGAUAAUGACACUGAUACACAAUCCCACGAAUAUCACUUUGUCACCUUCAUAAUCCCCAACACCCACGCCCCAGAACAAACCCCAUUAGAAACAUUUAAAACCCCAAAACAAACACUCGAAAAACUCGCCGGAUUCGAGAAUGUCGAUCGUCUGGUUCCUUCUUCGUUCUCUCCAUUUACCACUAAGCCAAUGUCAGUUAUCAUAUGAUCUAUGAUAGGCAGCCAUACCAGGAUGGUCAAGAUGGUCUCAUGGAACGCAGACCACUUUUAACAAAUGCCUCAAUUCAAAGUCGGGUCUCGGUUCCUGCUCUCCAAGAUGUUCAUAGCAUGUGAUGGUCCCAACCGAGAAUGUGAUCCUUCUCAAAUGUAUUACAUUGUGAUUGGCGAUGCAGCAUUUUGC
Spizellomyces punctatus DAOM BR117 is the source of this 1430-nucleotide messenger RNA. RefSeq lists its product as uncharacterized. NCBI's taxonomy places the organism in Eukaryota, Fungi, Chytridiomycota, Chytridiomycetes, Spizellomycetales, Spizellomycetaceae. The record is from RefSeq and is a predicted model, not a curated record. The transcript has a single exon. The coding region runs from base 423 to 923 and encodes 166 amino acids.